UCUUACUUAAAUCGAAGAAAACCGCACAAAUAGAGAAGGAGAGUAAAAGCCUUUCCAUUUUCCUCAUUCCCUUUUUUUCCGUUUAUGUUUUCACACACCUGAAUUUUCCAUGAAACUGAGGGAGGUUUCAACCCAAUCUAACAUUUUGCACUAACAGUUCCCUCCAUCUCUCUCUUCCAGUGAGAUGUGAGAAGACAAAGCUUCUCUCAAUUGGGUUCAGUUCAGUUGUGUUUCUUUUGGCUUCUCUGUAUCUCAUGUGGGUUAUGUCAGCUAAGCUGCUAAAGCAAAGUCUAGAGGGGGAGGUAGAGAGAGAAAGUGAGAAGCUUUUUCCUCUUUUUUUUUUUCUUUCAAAGACCAAGCCUUUACAGCAAUACCCAGUUGCUUUUUUUUGCUUCUCUCCUUCAUUAGAUUUACACAAGCUGUCACAAUCUUGAGUGAUGAAUCAAGAGCUUGCAUACCAGAUCAAAUCAAAGCUCUGGAGUCAGAUUCUGGAGCAUUUUUUGAGAUAGAUUUCUGGGUUUUGUCUGUAAUCAGUCAAUUGAGGGGCUCAAUCUCUUUGUGAAAAUUCCUGAGAGAAAGUCUUGCCUUGAAAAUGAGGGAUUUCCCAUCUUGUUUUGGUGAAAAUGGGGUUCAAGUUGCUGAUUCUUCUUCGUCGAAUAAUCAUAAUACUAGUAGGACUGCCCAGAAUUUGGUUACUUGUAUCUAUCAAUGCCGGUUGCGCAGCCGGACUUGCUUGAUUACUGUCACAUGGAGUAGGAAUUUGAUGGGUCAAGGCCUUAGUGUUGGGAUAGAUGAUUCGUCAAAUCAGUGUCUUUGUAAGGUCGAUAUUAAACCCUGGUUGUUCUCCAAGAGAAGAGGGUCCAAGAGUUUAGAAGCUUAUUCUAGUAAAAUUGAUAUAUAUUGGGACUUUUCUUCUGCAAAAUUUGGAUCUGGGCCUGAACCGGUAGACGGAUAUUAUGUGGGAAUUGUGGUGGACCGGCAGAUGAUUCUCCUUCUUGGAGAUAUGAGAAAGGAAGCUUUUAAAAAGACUAGUGCUAGCCCUGCAUCUUCUAAUGCUGUUUGCAUUGCCAGGAGAGAGCACAUUUUCGGGAAGAAGUUGUUCACCACGAAGGCUCGGUUUUGUAAUGAUGGUCAAGUUCAUGAUCUUGUGAUUGAAUGCGACACAGUUGGGGUCAAUGAUCCAUGCCUUAUUGUCCGUGUAGACAGCAAGACGGUGAUGCAGGUGAAGAGGCUUCGGUGGAAGUUCCGGGGAAAUCACACCAUCUUGGUUGAUGGGCUUGCAGUUGAAGUUUUCUGGGAUGUGCACAAUUGGCUCUUUGGUACAUCACCUGGAAAUGCUGUAUUUAUGUUCAAGACAUGCCUCUCAGCCGAGAAGUUGUGGUCUGGCCAACCACAAUCCGAUCCAAGUGCCCUGCAGUGGUCGUUUUCACAGAGAUUUUCAGACAGCAAGUCACAAGGGCUAGGAUUCUCGCUCAUGCUGUAUGCUUGGAAGAACGAAUAGAGGAAGUUGGAAGUUCUUCAUUGAUUGCUAACAGAAGACAACCUCUAGUGAGUGAUGAAUUUAUCAGCUAUUAUGUGAUUGCAUUACCACAAAAGAAAUUGUUAGAUAUGGUCAUUUGUUCUUUCUUACCCUUGUUGCUUCUGUUUCUCCUAAUGAGUAGCUUGAGCAAUCAAAUAGAUCAGAGACAGUUUUGUUUUUACUGGUUGUAUAUCGUCCAUACAGUGUUAAUUUCAUUCUUAAUUUUUUUUACUUCUCAGAAUUUUAUGUCAAUAUCAUUGCUCUGCAAUUUUUUCA
Molecule: messenger RNA, 1795 nt
Organism: Rosa chinensis
Lineage: Eukaryota; Viridiplantae; Streptophyta; Magnoliopsida; Rosales; Rosaceae
Exons: 3
Coding region: 593-1501 (302 amino acids)
Source: RefSeq, a predicted model, not a curated record